This is a messenger RNA of Nematolebias whitei (Rio pearlfish), 3164 nucleotides long. RefSeq names its product mannosidase, alpha, class 2C, member 1 (gene man2c1). Gene Ontology annotation, biological process: oligosaccharide catabolic process; mannose metabolic process. Bases 1 to 3069 code for a protein of 1022 amino acids. The record is from RefSeq and is a predicted model, not a curated record. Gene Ontology annotation, molecular function: alpha-mannosidase activity; carbohydrate binding. NCBI's taxonomy places the organism in Eukaryota, Metazoa, Chordata, Actinopteri, Cyprinodontiformes, Rivulidae. The transcript has 26 exons.
AUGUUUCACCUGCCGGUGCUGAAAAACAGACGCACACUCCUCGAGAGGGCUGAGAAGUUCAUCUCCGAUGUUUAUUUCACUGACUGCAAUCUGAGAGGACGGCUUUAUGGAGAGUCUUGCCCCGUGGAAACCAUCGCCUCCUUCCUUACCCCUGACAGAAUCACUUUCAGCGAAGCCUCAACGCAGAACUUUGAGCCCUAUGAAAUCUGUGGUACCUUUGGACCGACGUGGUGGACUUGCUGGUUUAAAGUGUCCAUGACGAUCCCUGAAUCCUGGAGAGGGAAAGAGGUUCAUCUUCUCUGGGAAAGUGAUGGGGAGGGAAUGGUUUGGAGGGAUGGGCAGCCAGUUCAGGGACUGACCAAAGAAGGUGAAAAGACGAGUUAUAUCUUAUCAGAGUGUUUGAAAGAUGAAGAGCCCCACAGUGUCACCCUGUAUGUGGAGAUGGCCUGUAACGGACUCUUUGGAGCUGGUCAAGGGUCCAUGAUUGCAGCUCCAGACCCAAACAGGAUGUUUUCUGUGCAGAAAGCAGAGCUAGCGAUACUCAACAGGGAUGUCCUAAAGCUGUUGACUGAAUUUGAGAUGCUUGUUGACAUUGUUAAGGAGCUGGGAGAGGGGGACCAGCGAGGCUACCAGGCCCUCUUCACAGUCAACGAGAUGGUGAACGUCUGCAACCCGUUUGACCCCAGUUCGUUCUCCAAAGCUCACAGUCUGGCUCGCAGCUUCUUUAACCAGCGCAACGGAGAAAGCCAGCACACCGUCCACGCUAUGGGUCACUGCCACAUAGACUCAGCCUGGCUGUGGCCGUACGAAGAGACCAUCCGUAAAUGUGGCAGAAGUUGGGUGACGGCCGUCGGUUUAAUGGAGAAGAACCCAGAGUUUGUCUUCACUUGCUCUCAGGCCCAGCAGUUCGAGUGGGUAAAGAGCUGGUACCCAGGACUCUUCUCCAAGAUUCAGCACCAUGUGAAGACAGGACAGUUUGUUCCAGUUGGAGGAACAUGGGUGGAAAUGGACGGGAACUUGCCCUCAGGUGAGUCCAUGGUUCGGCAGUUCCUGCAAGGCCAGCUCUUCUUUAACCGAGAGUUUGGGAUGUAUUGCAAAGAGUUCUGGCUUCCGGAUACUUUUGGCUACUCUGCCCAGCUUCCUCAAAUAAUGCAGGGGUGUGGCAUUUCUAAUUUCCUGACUCAGAAGCUUAGCUGGAACCUGGUCAACACAUUCCCUCACAACACGUUUUUCUGGGAAGGUCUGGACGGCUCCAAGGUUUUAACUCACUUCCCACCAGGAAAUUCCUACGAAAUGAAAGGCAAGGUUGACGAUCUUGUAAAAACUGUGAAGAAUAACAAAGACAAAGGCAGAGCUAACCACAGCGCAGCUCUGUUUGGCUUCGGGGACGGGGGCGGUGGACCCACGCAGCACAUGAUAGACAGACUCUGUCUUGUCCGGGACACAGAUGGACUUCCCAGGGUCCAGAUGUCCAGUCCUUCAAAGCUUUUCUCACAGCUUCAGGCUGACUCAGCACUGCUGUGUACGUGGAGCGGAGAGCUCUUCCUGGAGCUGCACAACGGCACCUACACCACCCAGGCACAGAUUAAACGAGAGAACCGGCAGUGUGAGACUCUGCUCCACGAUGUGGAGAUCGCCAGCAGUUUGGCCUUGUGCCGCAACAAGACGUUUGUGUAUCCUGUGGAAAAACUGCAGCAGCUCUGGAGGCUGCUGCUUUUAAACCAGUUCCAUGAUGUGAUUCCUGGCAGCUGCAUAGGGAUGGUUGUGGAGGAUGCCCUUAAAUACUAUAAAAAUAUCCGCAGCGAUGGUGCUGCACUUCUGUGGGAGGCUUGUGAAGCCUUGGAGUCCAAAGGCAGCUCCACUGCUGUGUUCAACUCUCUGCCGUGGGAGCGCCAUGAAGUCGUACAGAUUACAGACGGCACUGACGCACCUGUUCUGGCCCUGCUGAGAGCUCCCAGCGUCGGGGUGUCUCCUGUCAAAGACACUCAGCCUGUGACUCCAGUCUCCGUCGCUCCUCAGACUGACGGCUCUGUCAUUAUGGAGAAUGGGAUUUUACGGACCGUUGUAAGCAAAGACGGCACGUUGGCUUCUCUGUAUUUGAUUGCUGCAAACAGAGAAACGGUGUCUGACGGCUGUGCUGGGAACCAGUUUGUCAUAUUUGAUGAUGUCCCCCUGUACUGGGAUGCCUGGGAUGUGAUGGACUACCAUCUUCAGACAAGGAGGCCAGUGCUGGAGGUGGUGCAUCCUGCUCAGGUGGUGUCCUCAGGUGGGCUUCGAGGCAGCGUUAGCUUCACCCUCAGGAUCAGUGAUAAAAGCUCAGUCACACAGGAGAUCAUCAUGGACGCCACGUGUCCGUACAUCAAGUUCAGCACUAAGGUGCAGUGGGCCGAAUCGCACAAGUUCCUCAAGGUUGAGUUUCCUGUGCGAGUGCGCAGCCCCAACGCAACAUAUGAGAUCCAGUUCGGCCAUCUGCAGAGACCCACACACUGGAACACGUCAUGGGACUGGGCUAGGUUUGAGGUGUGGGGUCACAAAUGGGCCGACUUAUCGGAGCACAACUUUGGAGUUGCACUCCUGAAUGACUCCAAGUACGGUUACUCCAUCCACCAGAACACGAUGACGCUGUCUCUGCUGAGAGCACCUAAGGCCCCAGAUGCUACAGCUGACAUGGGAACUCAUCAGUUCACAUAUGCCAUCAUGCCACACACAAGCUGCUUCCAGGAUGCAUCUGUUAUCCAGUGUGCCUACAACCUCAACUUCCCUCUGAGGUUGAUUCAAUGCCGUCCUGAAACUGAACCCUGGAGUGCCUUCUCAGUCAGCCCUUCAUCAGUGAUACUCGAGACCAUUAAACAGGCUGAGGACAGGAAGGGGAUGCUUGUGGUGCGUCUUUAUGAAUCACACGGGGGCAGCAUCACUGCAAACCUGCACGUUAACAUUCCAGUCAAGGAAGCCUGGCAUUGCGAUCUCUUGGAAAGGCAAGACGCCACCCGGCCGGCACAGAUCACACCAGAGGGAAUUUCUCUGAGCUUUAAGCCUUUUGAAAUUGUGACACUUCUGCUCGUUUUGUGAUUCGGUGCAGCGUUUGAACAGGUUCCAGGGAAACAUUGGAUUUCAAAGAAGGGCUUUGUGCUCAGGUAAAAAAAAAAAAAAAAAAGUGAUCACUU